This is a messenger RNA of Myxocyprinus asiaticus (Chinese sucker), 2731 nucleotides long. RefSeq names its product von Willebrand factor A domain-containing protein 5A-like. The transcript is spliced from 14 exons. NCBI's taxonomy places the organism in Eukaryota, Metazoa, Chordata, Actinopteri, Cypriniformes, Catostomidae. The record is from RefSeq and is a predicted model, not a curated record. Bases 108 to 1994 code for a protein of 628 amino acids.
GUCCAGUUGUUGUUGUUGUCGGUUAAUCACUGAAGUACAUCUAACGGCAGGAAGUUAGUUCGUGUUCGAUUUACUUUCACUUUCGUUUCCUUUAUAGCGUCAGAACGAUGAACAGCUGUGGCCUUGUGUCUGAAGGAAAAAUACCAGUGCCUCUGAAGAGCAUCACAGUGGAUGCGUGGAUUCAGGGGCAUGUUGUCACAGUCACGUCCACUCUGCAGUAUGUGAAUGAGGAAGAGCGCCACCUGGAGGCCUUGUUCGUCUUCCCUCUGCCAGCUGAUGCUGCUGUCUGCCACUUCAGUGCCAAGAUCGGAGAGCAGGAGAUUGUGGCAGAGGUGCAAGAGAGGCAGAGUGCGAGGGAUCAGUAUGAUGAUGCUGUGAGUUCGGGUCAGCAGGCGUUUCUGUUGGAAGAGAGUGCAGAGAGUUCUGAUGUGUUCAGACUGAGUGUUGGGUGUCUGUCACCGGGUCAGAACGCUGCCAUCACCAUCAUCUACGUCACCGAGCUCGCUGUUCAGGCUGAUCACGCCCUGCGCUUCUGUCUGCCUGCUGUACUCAACCCCAGAUACACACCAGCAGGUUCAGGUGGAGGAAUAGUUUCAGAGAUUUCAUCAGUAUGUGGAUCUGUUCCCUACACUCUGACUCUCAGUGUUCAUGUGAGCUCUCCAAACCCCAUCUCCAAACUCGAGUCCAACUGCACUCUGGAUACUCUAGUGUUCCUCAACUCUGAUCACACUCACGCAAUGGUGAAUCUGAGUCCUGGUCACAUGUUUGAUAAGGACGUUGAGCUGUUUCUGUACUAUCAGAAUACCCAUCAGCCCACUGCUAUAGUGGAGGCAGGAGUGGCCACUGACCAGCCAGGUUCUCUGAUGGGGGAUCCAGUAGUCAUGGUCAGUUUGUACCCAGAGUUCCCUGAGGAAGUGAUGUCAUCAUUGGCAUCACAAGGAGAGCUUGUUUUCGUGGUUGACAGAUCAGGCAGUAUGGACUGUAUGUUAAAUCGUGGGAAAAGAGCACAGAGGCGCAUAGAUAGCGCAAAGGACACUUUACUCUUACUGUUGAAGAGUCUGCCAUUGGGAUGCUUCUUCAAUAUCUAUGGAUUCGGCUCUCAUUUUGAGUCCUUUUUCCCUAAGAGUGUUGUGUACAAUCAGGACACGAUGGAUGAGGCUCUGAAGAGAGUGAAGAAAAUGCAAGCAGACAUGGGCGGCACUGAGAUUUUACAGCCGCUAAAACACAUCUACAGUCAGCCCUGUUACCCCGAUCACCCCAGACAGCUGUUCAUAUUCACUGAUGGAGAGGUUGGAAACACUAAAGAGGUGCUGGACCUGGUGAAAAGACAUGUUCACUCUCACAGGUGUUUCUCAUUCGGUAUUGGUGAGGGUGCAAGUGCCGCCCUCAUCACAGGAAUGGCCAGAGAAGGAUCUGGUCAUGCCCAGUUCAUCACAGGCUCUGACCGUAUGCAGCCCAAAGUGAUGCAGUCCCUACAAUUUGCGCUGAAGCCUAGAGUGGUUAAUAUCUCUGUGAAAUGGACUGUGCCAGACAGCAUUACUGUUGACACCCUGUCCCCACCCAUCAAUGUGCUCUUCCAGGGUCAAAGGGCACUAAUUUAUGCCCAUCUUAAUGGAGAGAAUUCAGGAAGCUCUGAGGGAACUGUGACAGUGACAUACAGCCUGAAAGGUCAACCAGUGACAAACCAGCUCCACUUCUGCCUUAAACCAACUGAAGACACUGGACUGGCCAUCCACCGUCUGGCGGCUCGGUCCCUCAUUCACUCGCUGGAGCAGCAGGAGAGGGCAGGUGGUGCAGGAAUGGAGGAUAUCAAGAGCAGGAUGGUGGAGCUCAGUGUUCAGGCAGGAGUGAGCUGUGUUCAUACAGCCUUCAUUGCCAUUAACAAAGAAAGCAGACAGACUGUGAAAGGACCCCUGCUGCAGAGGAGAGUGCCAACAGGAGGUUAUUACUCAGAUUGUAUGACAUCGCCAGUCGACUUCGAGCAUUGUGGGUAAGUAUCUGUGCAAUUGUGCGGUCAGCUCAAGGUGCUUUUUUAUGUCACAUUUGACACUGUUAGCAAGGUUGCUCUCAUUUGCUGAAAAAAUAUCAUGCAACAAUGUAAAAAUAGGUCUCUAGCGUGCGAGCAAAUGUGAGUGAAAAUUACUGCGUGUGAAUGUGGAAAAUUAUUUGGCUGCACCGGAUGUCUGACACCUAUCAUCAAAGCUUAUUAACUUCUACCAUCAUAAUCAAAACUACCCAUGCAUCUAACCUUAAAUACAAAUUACGUUUUAAACUGCGAAUAAAAAACAGACAAACUAAAAUAAACAAACCUGGUAAAACAGUAAAGUAUCAAUUUUACUUGCAAUCACUAAGCUACGUCACCUUGCAGUGUGCUGGGCUGGCGAAAAAAGAUACUUGUGUGAUGCACGACGCAUGAGUAGAUGCAUUUUUUCAACCGCAAAAGAUACGGUUAUUUCAUUGCAUAUUAAUCUGACAUUUGUGACACAACCAUUUUGGUGUUUCUACACUAGAGGACACAAAAUUAUUUUUGCCAGUGAGAAAUACAUGAACUGGGUUUGAAUGUUAUUUUAGACUGAUGAAAUUAAAAGUACGGUAAAUCUCAGAAUUGUAUUCGCGUACCCCCAUUGUCACCUCACGUACCCCCUUACAAAAUUGUUCUUAAUUGUUAUAUAAUUAUUUAUUAUAUUUAUAUUUAUUAUAUUUAUAUAUUUUCUUUUUGUUUCUUCCAUGU